CGUAGAAAGUAGAGCGUCAUUAGCAACAGCGACGGCGUUAGCAACAGACAAGAUCGGAAAUAACUCGAAACAACAACAACAAUAACAAGUAGCGACUACGACUACGACGACGACGACGGGUACAACAACAACAACAACAGCAACGGCAACGGCAGUGAUGAUUACGAUGAUAAAGAUAAGAAUAAUAAUAUCAAGAAUAUCCAGGAUAUCAACAAAAAUAUCAUCAGCAGCCGCAUCAGAUGCAGCAGCCGAAUCGACAGCAGCAUCUUCAUCAACAGCAGCUAUUGUAAUGAAUGUGACACAGUUAGAAGACUAAACAACAAAGUUCGCAAAAAAGCGGUGCAUGGUUCAAAUCGCAGAGACUCCUGGUUGCUGACAGCUUCAGUUCAUUCUUUGUCGUUUUCAUGCUUCGGCUAGACAUUAUCAUAUUAUUGUCUAUCUUCAUUACCAAUGCUAUCAGCAUCAUCGUAAUUGUUAUCUUCGCUAACGCCACCCUUCAAAGCUACCCACUUGAAGCAUUGUUGUUCCCACCCGGGUAUACAACCAGUAACCUUUCCUUUGUCAUUAUCAUUAUUAACAUUGCCGUUCUCAUCACAAUCAUUAUCAUAACCAAUAUCGACAUGGCCAUCACCACCGACAGUUGAACUAGCACCACCAGUUCCUGAAACGAUCAGCAAAGUAAAGACCCACUUUCUUAAACAAGACAGUCAACGGUGUCACAAACAUCAACAUUGCAAUCGUCAACGCAACGAAGAAAUGUGACGCCAACAACGGCGGUAACAGCAGCAGCAGCAACAACAACGAAACAAGUAACAACACUAGCAACAGUAACAACAACAAUAACGAAUAGAACAUCAACAGUAACAUAAUUGGAACCAUUGUGAACAGAAUCUCUUCCGGAAACCGACGUUACCGCUACCAGUUCUAUCUUACCAAACCACCUCCGCCUCAAUAUGGCUCCAUUGCCAUCAUCAUCGUCACCGUCAUCGUCAUCAUCGUCAUCGUCAUCAGCGUCGUCGUCGUCGUCACCAUCAUCAUCAUCAUCAUCAUCAUCGUCUUCAUCGACACCGCCGACACCUUUGUCAUUAUCAUCAUCAUCACCGCCACCUUCGCCCACGUCACCAAUAAAUUUGGGUCAACCGGCGCCGGAUCAGCCCUCGAAACCUCAGCUAUCGACCAAUGCCUCCUCCUUCUCCAUUGCUGCUCUUAUGGGCUUGAGUGACGAUGACACCAAGUCACGGUCACGGAACACCUCCACGGACAACAAUAGCCGAAGUCUCUGCACGACACCUUGGCUAACAACACCGUUAACUGACCAGCAAAACGUCAGUGACGUAGACGACGAUCAGAUAAUCAGAGCGACACGAGAUAUUAUUCAUGACACAAGGUCACACCAAAUAUUUGGACACUGGUCAAGUAAUGAAGACAUUCCAACAGAGAAAAACUCAGUUAUAUCACCACUAGAAAAGUUGGUACUGUCAGCAGCUGGUCCGACAGUUACGAAUUCUCUUUCAUCGCUCAGUCGAAAUGAUAUUGCGGAACGAUCCAUUAAAAAAUUUAAAGUCUGUGACGGAAACAUCACUGCUUUGCAAGCAAUAGAAUGUCAAUUGGAAAGUAAAGAACUCUGGAGCAAAUUCUACGAAUUAGGAACGGAAAUGAUUAUCACCAAAACCGGCAGGCGGAUGUUCCCAACAUGUAGGGUAUCCUUUUCCGGACUGGAGACAAACACUAAGUAUAUGGUUAUGAUGGACAUCGUGCCUGUAGACAGCAAGCGUUAUAGAUAUGCCUAUCACAGGUCUUCUUGGUUAGUGGCAGGCAAAGCUGAUCCACCCUUACCAACCCGAUUCUACGUGCAUCCAGAUUGUCCUUUUACGGGAGAACAAUUACACAAACAGACGGUAUCAUUUGAGAAACUAAAGCUGACCAAUAACAUGUCGGACAAGACUGGACACAUUAUACUUAACUCAAUGCAUAAAUAUCAGCCACGCGUCCACAUAAUACGACAGAAGGAUUUCUCUUCGCAAACAAAAUUAGACACUACAGAACUGCGAACGUUUAUUUUCCCCGAGACUAUUUUCAUUGGUGUGACUGCAUACCAAAAUCAGCUGAUUACUAAACUGAAAAUAGACAGCAACCCGUUUGCAAAAGGAUUCCGAGAUUCGACGAGACUGAGCGACUAUGAAAGGGAAGGAAUGGAGAACCUUCUACCGCAGUACAUCUAUGCCAAGUCUCCCGUAAGAACAGUUGACAGUGAGUACAGCAAGAGCAUUCAGAAGGAUUUUGCCCUAUUCACUGAUGAACAAUUCUUCUUCGAUAAACACAGAUUCCUACCAGCGAUUUCAAAUGCCUGGUCAUUCUGGAGGCCGUUAAGCUCUCCUCUCAUGUCGGCAGCAGCAGCAGCAGCAGUAGCAGCGGCGGCAGCAGCAGCAUCGACUUCAUCAUCUUCCGACGGAGAGCGAUCUGUCUAUUCAAUCUAUAGUGGAUUUUAUGGUUUAGCACACACAGCAGCAGCUACGGCGGCAGCAGUGCAAUCGUCAUCAAUAGCGUUAACCAAUCCCUCUUCUGCUCAGAAUCACAUGGUAUCCGCAUUGGCCGCUUCUUCAUCAAAUGCAUCUCAGACAACUGCAGGAUUAUGUACCCCAGUUGCUAGUAGCCUUUAUCACUACCCAAGCCUAUUCCGCUAUCACCCUUAUGUCACAACAAAACGAAAAUCUACAUCGUAGUAAUUGUGGCAGUAACAGGCAAGAAUGAAGAAAAACUGGCUAAAAUGAACCACCGACGUUAGAUUUAUGUGACGGCAGCAAUCUGAACUGAUAUUUCGUUCAAGAAAUGCUAAUGUCUUUUAAUACUAGCACUAUUACUCUCACCAUUAAAUUCACACAUUCACACGUACCCAUGGUCACAUUCGCAUUCACUAAGCAACAAUCAUUCAUUUCUGUUUUUCUAAUACUAUUUACUGUAAAUACAAUUAAUAGAAUUCGAAAAGAAUACAAAUUUCAGCCUUCCUAGUUACCUACAUUUCUAUCUGUCUGACUAUCAAUGUCUACCGCUCUAUCUCUAUCUAUCUCUCCAUCUAUCUCUACUUGCAUCUCUACUUAUAUGCGAAGGCGAAUCAUUAAUUAUCCGCAAUGCACUAAUAAUUUUUGUCUUUCUUAUUGGUGUGAUUAUUAGUUGUGUAUGUGUCACAAGACAAGCUCCCUCUCUCGAGUCAUUACGGUGCAGGUUUGAUCUUGGAACGUCAAUUGAAACGUCAAUCUUGGAACGUCAAUCACAUGGUAUCCGCAUUGGCUGCUUCUUCAUCAAAUGCAUCUCAAACAACUGUAGGAUUAUGCACCCCAGUUGCUAGUAGCCUUUAUCACUACCCAAGCCUAUUCUGCUAUCACCCUUAUGUUACAAUAAAACGAAAAUCUACAUCGUAGUAAUUAUGGCAGUAACAGGCAAGAAUGAAAUAAAACUGGCUAAAAUGACUGUUAGUGCGUUAAUCAUGGCUGUUUUGGCUUCUGUUUACUCCAACAGGAGCAGUUUUAUGUGAGCUGCUUUCUCUGAAUUGAAGUCACAUCAGGGGGUGAACUUCAUCGACGGGUUUCAGCAUAGUAUGGAAAUAGGGCUUUACUAAUACGAGCUGUCUAGGAAUAGACUGAAAAGAAAUUAGAAAUAGUUGCAUCAGUGUUACUUAUCAAGAUGGAACUAUUCGUCUAGACAGGUCCUCUGCUGAAAACAGCUUCAAGCGAUUUCUUGACAUGGCACUUUUGAACACGUAGAUAGCUGCUUUAUGAAAUGUCAAAUAAUAUGCAAAUUAUGUUCGUGCCUAUGAAAUCAAUCACGACAAAUUUUACAAAAGUUUGUCCCAAAACUAUUCCCAGAAUUGCAUGAAUGCAUUCGUUUUGAAAUCUGCCACUGACAUUUGGAUCGCUGUGGUAGCGUUGAUAAUACAUUUAUGGAAACACUAUUCACUUCAGGUUGGAGCAUAUAUGCUAGCUUGUGGAACAGAAACGUCUUUAAAUAUCUGUCAAAUACCUAUCUUUAAAUACCUGUCAUCUCAACCAGCGAGAUGAAAAAUUAUUUUGCCGGUUUUUCUUUAAAUUUUUUAUUUUUACUUAUUUACUUGGAUGGACCUAUCCGAGAGUAAUAUUUUUUCUUCUAUAUGCACAAGCACUGAAAUUUGUGAGGAGAUGACUAGUCAGUGAUAUCGACCCCAGUGUUUGACUGGUACUUUGACUGGUACCUUGAGAGGAUGAAAAGCAAAAUCGAACUUGGCGGAAUUUGAACUCAGAACGUAGAGACGGACGAAAUGCCGUUAAGCAUUUUGGCCGACGUGCUAAUGAUUUUGCCAGCUCGGCGCCAUAGCCCGAGAGUAAUAUCAGGGGAGAGGCUAAACAGUAAAGACACUCGUUAAAACGAAAUCCUGCAUAACAAGCUAAGGCCAGAUAGUAGAAACAAAUUCCAAAUCUAUUCUCAAAAGACAUUGUGUUUAUUUUCAAAGUUAGCCUAUAUAUAUAUAUAUAUAUAUAUAUAUAUAUAUAUAUACACAUAUUACAGAGAUGUAUUUGCAUAGCAAGUGAUCUGAUCUGAAAUUAUGUGCUGAAACAAAAACAAUUGCAGCGUGGAAGGUGUUUAUAAGCCAUUUAAAAACACACAAAAACCGUUAGAUUCACUCCAACAUUUAAAUUUAAUUUGCCAAAAUAUUUUCGUCGCUUUGAGACCAGGACAAAAUUUUUGUGUGUUUUUGAAUGGCUUAUAAACACCUUGCACGCUGCAAUUGUUAUUGUGUGUAUUUAUAUAUAUAUAUAUAUAUAUAUAUAUAUCAGAUCGGUGAUCAUUUCACUACUGUAGAGUAGACUGUUUUAACGUUCUGAGUUCAAACCUACACAGUACUCACUGCAGGACGGUGUUCAUGAAUGCACAACUACCUUUCCUGUGAAUGGGAAAAGAGCACUCACGCCCACAUGCAAGCACACACGCACACAUUCACUCACACACACACAUAUGCACUCGCAUGCGUACAAAUAUAUGAAAAUAGAGCAACUGUAUAUCAUUUGAAAAUCGUAGUUUCUAAUUUUUUUCUUUCUAAAUUUCUUGAAGUGGUUUCUAUAUAUUUUCAUAUAUCAUUUUUAUUAUCUAACCCCAUUUCUCAAUAAUUUACCUUUCAA
This is a messenger RNA of Octopus bimaculoides (California two-spot octopus), 5150 nucleotides long. RefSeq lists its product as uncharacterized. Lineage: Eukaryota; Metazoa; Mollusca; Cephalopoda; Octopoda; Octopodidae. Gene Ontology annotation, cellular component: nucleus; chromatin. Gene Ontology annotation, biological process: heart development; positive regulation of DNA-templated transcription; cell fate specification. The record is from RefSeq and is a predicted model, not a curated record. Gene Ontology annotation, molecular function: RNA polymerase II cis-regulatory region sequence-specific DNA binding; DNA-binding transcription factor activity, RNA polymerase II-specific.